Molecule: messenger RNA, 324 nt
Organism: Cooperia oncophora
Lineage: Eukaryota; Metazoa; Nematoda; Chromadorea; Rhabditida; Trichostrongylidae
Source: the annotation of a GenBank genome assembly
AUGUCCAGCGGACCAGUAUUAUUCAGGUCCCUGUCUGGAACCCCUGCCACGGACGGCAACAAUGUGACAAAUGCAGAAAUAUAUCGUCUCAUUACUCAGCAACUCCUCGAUGGGUUCGCUAUCUGGCGAGUGAAGAUGUUCAACGACCGAACAUUUGUGGAGAGUAGACGGCGUAGUUAUUGGCUCGGUGACCGAUAUUAUCGUAUGGACAAUGACUACUACUGGGUAGCUCGCGAUACCUGUGCAUACCGUAUGAACGAGACGGAACGGAGAAACCUAGUCUACGAGGAUGGUAUUCCCAUCUACGAUAUUAUCUACCAGUGA